AGUCUGAAUCCUAAAUCUACCUCUCCAUAACCAUACUUUAUGCUUUCUUUGGAUAUAGUCCUGGGGACAAGUGAUGAGAGAUGAGUAGAAGGGGAAAAUAAUUAUUCUCACAGUCCCCAUUAUUUUUACUGUUUUAACCAGUUUGGCAAAAGGUGUAGGUGGUUCAACCCAACCCAGGAACAGAGUGAGUAGGGAAGUUGGAAAGGGACAUGAAAUCAACAAAGAGUUUGCUUUUUGUUGUUGCUCUGAUUUUGCUAAGUGUAGGACAGGUGAGGGCAGAGUUCAGACAUGAUGCAGGGGAGUUUUUGGAAGCAGGGCAGGGGCUUUUCAGUGUUAAUUUCAGGCAUAGCAUCAGAGCCACCUUUGACCUUUCUAAGUUCAUCUGCGUUCCUGGGGACUGGGAGCAUAUGGGAUAGUCAUGAGAUCCCUAGGAAGUGGUAGAGGGAGGGAUCUUCGACUCCUUAUCUCAUGCAAGAAUGUAAGCCUGGGCAGAAAAAGCCUGUACCACUUAUCUCAGGCUCUUUGCUAUUUUUGAUGUGAGCUACAGAACAAGGUCUAAUGGUGAACUUUCUCCCUGUCCCAUGCCUUUACUCCAGAGACUUUUUCUUGUCAUGUUGAAAAUCUAGGAUUACCCCCUCUAGUUCUCAUCUCUCAUUCCUCCCCUCUACCAUUCUGAUUUCUGAUCCAUAGAGUUUUGUGUGUCUAAGUCUGGAAAGGGGCUAAGGACAUUGAUUUAGAGUCUGACAUACCUGAGAAUGUCCAAUAUCCCACAAAGAAAUUCCAGAUGCAUGCCCAGGAUCCCAUGCUUAUCCCCAAUUCUCAUUUUAGCACCCCUCCCUUCCUAUGGUGCUGGGUAAGACUGCAGUUAGUUGCUCAGGGAUAUUUUUAGCCAAGCAGACCUCAUUGUCCAGUGGGGUGGGGGUGGGAGGAAGGGUAGGCAGGUGUCCACGUCCAUCACACCGGGGCUUGUGGGGCAGCAGAGAGAAGGGAGGGGGCUAGGCUCCAAAAAUAGCACAGUGAGCUCAUUCAGCGGCCAGCUCUGGGGACAAGACAAAGGGGCUUUAAAAGGCGUGGGGGGUGGCUCAAGCUGGUCCUGCUCCAGCCAACACUGCAUUUCUCGGCAUGGAAACCUUUGAGCCCAUCAGCCAAGAGCCCUUCAGCCAAGCCAGCUGCAACAAAGCCCCAGAUCCAGCUUCUGAGCUCCAAGACCCAUUCUAUGCAGAACUGCAACGGGCAGAGAGUCUCCAAGAGAAGAGUGUGAAGGAGGCCAAGACCAAAUGCCGGACGAUUGCAUCCCUACUAACUGCAGCCCCUAAUCCCCACUCCAAGGGGGUGCUUAUGUUUAAGAAACGACGGCAGAGAGCCAAGAAGUACACCCUAGUGAGCUUUGGGGCUGCGGCUGGGACAGGUGCUGAGGAAGAAGACGGGGUCCCUCCAACGAGCGAGUCGGAGCUGGACGAGGAGGCCUUCUCUGACGCCCGCAGCCUCACCAACCAGUGCGACUGGGACAGCCCCUAUCUGGAUAUGGAGCUGGCCAGGCCAGGCUCAGCUGCAGCAGAGGCCCAGGGCGGACAGCUGAGUGAGGCCUCGGGCAGAGGGGCCCAGCUCUUUGAACAGCAGCGCCAGCGCACAGCCUCCAGCACCCAGGAGCGGGCCCAGGAUGGUCCAGCAGCCAUGCCCAACGGGCAGGGACUGCAGUCACCACCUCGGGCCCAGAGUGCUCCUCCGGAGGCAGCUAUGCUCCCAUCCAGCUCUUCACCAGCCCCUGUAGCCAGCCCCAGACCCUUCUUCCCAGGCGGUGGAGCCCCAACCCCAGCUCCAAACAUCUUUAACCGAUCAGCCAAACCCUUUACCCCAGGCCUACAAGGGCAGCGGCCAGGUACCACUUCGGUUAUUUUCCGGCCCUUAGCUCCCAAGAGGGUGAGCGAAAGCCUGGGAGGCCUCAGCUCCGCCCCACCGCCCUUCCAGUCCCCUCCACAGGGACCCACCCCUCUGCCCAGCCACGUGCCAGCCUCCGGUUCCCCCAGCACUCCACGCUCCUCAGGCCCCGUGACAGCCACCAGUUCCCUGUACAUCCCAGCCCCCAAUCGUCCUGUAACGCCAGGAGGAACCCCAGAGCCUCCCGCUCCUCCUAGCGCCGCUGCCAUGACCUCCACCGCUUCUAUCUUCCUAUCGGCCCCUCUACGACCCUCUGCGUGCCCAGAGGCUCCCGCCCCAGGCCCCGGGGCACCUGAGCCCCCCAGCGCUCGGGAGCAGCGCAUCUCCGUGCCAGCUGCCCGCACUGGCAUCCUCCAGGAGGCCCGGCGACGGGGAACCCGGAAGCAGAUGUUUCGUCCGGGAAAGGAGGAGACGAAGAACUCGCCCAACCCCGAGCUGCUAUCGUUGGUGCAGAACCUGGAUGAAAAACCCCGCGCGGGCGGAGCGGAAUCCGGUCCAGAGGAGGAUGCUCUGAGCCUCGGGGCUGAAGCCUGCAACUUCAUGCAGCCACCAGGGGGCAGGAGUUACAAGACUCCGUCUCACGUGACAUCUAAAACCCCGCCUCCAAUGGCACCCAAGACUCCGCCCCCGAUGGCUCCCAAGACUCCACCUCCAGUGGCUCCUAAACCCUCGUCUCGAGGGUUCCUUGAUGGUCUAGUGAAUGGGGCAGCGCCUUUGGCUGCAAUCCCUGAGCCCACAAGGCUUCAGGGCAGGGGUGGGGAGCUGUUUGCCAAGCGGCAAAGCCGAGCAGACAGGUAUGUGGUGGAAGCUACACCUAGUCCUGGCCUUGGCCUUGGCCUUGGCCCUCGUCCCAGAAGCCCUUCCCCUACACCCUCAUUGCCCCCUUCCUGGAAAUAUUCACCCAACAUCCGUGCCCCACCUCCUAUUGCUUACAACCCACUGCUCUCACCCUUCUUUCCCCAGGCUGCCCGAACUCUCCCUAAUAAGGCCCAGUCCCAGGGUCCUCGGGCGACCCCCAAGCAGGGUAUCAAGGCUCUGGAUUUCAUGCGGCACCAGCCCUACCAACUUAAAACUGCCAUGUUCUGUUUCGAUGAGGUUCCCCAGACUCCUGGCCCCAGCUCCUUAGGGCCCCCCAAAACUGCCCGAGUGCAGGAGAUACGCCGAUUUUCCACUCCAGCACCCCAGCCUACUGCAGAACCCCUGGCCCCCACUGUACUAGCCCCCCGAGCAGCCACUACAUUGGAUGAGCCCAUCUGGAGAGCAGAGCUGGCCUCAACCCCUGUCCUUAGCCCAGCCCCUCCUCCAGAGUCUCCCAGGGGUCUUGGGACUUCCCCCAGCUCCUGUGGCUUCCAGGUAGCCAGGCCCCGGUUCUCAGCCACCAGAACUGGAUUGCAGGCUCAUGUUUGGAGGCCAGGGGCAAGCCACCACUGAGCAGGGCACAGCUCCCAGGACCAAGGAGAGAUGGAACACCCAGUUCCUAAAGUUGCUUCUCCUACCCAUCCCAUGUCCUCUCUCAGGCAUUUGGAGGCUAAAUUCCCUCCUGCCAGAGAUAGUUUUGGAGUUGGUGUCCCAUCCUCCUGGCUCCCAACCUCCCUGCGGCUUUGCAACCUAUUAUUUCUGCUUUGUUAUCCGUGCUUCUCUUUGUCUCUGUAGUUCCUUGCAUCAAUCUCUCUAUCUCAGUCUGCACCGAUGCCCCUCCGCUGGUCUCUAUUUCUCUACAUUUGUGCUUUCUGUGAACCUCAUUUUAACAUUCAAUGAGAAGCGCAUGGAGAAGUUAGUAGUGAGACCUCAGGCAAGAAGCUCACCAUCAGGCAGGACUCAAAGGGACUGACUUGCUCUCUGUUUGCCCUAAAUCACUUGCUACUCCUCACUUUCAUUUCCCAAGCUUGGCUGGCAUAUAUCUAGAUAUGUAUGUGAGCGUGUGUGUGUAUGUGUAUGUGCAAGUGUGUUUGGCCACAGAUGUGUUCUUAUGCCUGGGGCAAGAGUAAGAGGAGUGGUCUAAAUAAAGACCCAAUCUGGGUCUUAGCUCUAUACUGAUUAAAGAAGGGUCAGAUAGCCCCUCAUGUAGAGUCUAGUGAGGAGAAAGAGAUUGACUGAAAUUUAAGACCAGUGCUUGUAGCAGGGGUAUAGCAUCUUGUGAAACUCACAGAUUAUGAGAAGACCUGAAGGGCAGGGGCAGUAUGUAAGGGCUGAGUUAUACCAGCUAGACCCAGAACAGAACUCAGAAUUCUAUUCAGUGCCUAGCUGGCUCAGUUGGAGAAGCAUGUGACUCUUGAUCUCAGGGUUGUGAGUUAGAGACCCACAUCGGGGGUAGAGAGCACUUAAAUGAAUGAAUGAAUAAAAUAAAUAAAUAAAUAAAUAAAUAGUUCUAUUCGUCAGGAUUUCAGAAAGAGGCCAUUUAAGAGGCCCAUGCUGAGCUACAAGCUUCCAGGAAGUGAAAAAGAAAGGCAGAAAAUUUCCUCUGGAAUAGAAAAAUGAUUGGCUUCAUUGCCUCAUGCACCUGGGACAGAAAGGAGGGGGAAAAGAGCCAUGGUGUGGAAAGUGAGGCAGAAACCAGGAGCAGAGUGAAUGAAUGAAAUUGACUGAGCCACAGGGAAGAGCAUGGGGGGAGAGAGAGCAUUUUGGCAGACAGGAGAGCUGGAUUUCAAGAAACUCACCGUGUACAACGGGGACUAGGAAAAAAAUUUGAGAGAGAAGAAUGCAUUUGUUAGAAUGAGGACAGAUGAUGGUCGGUGGAUGUGAGAGUGUGGGCUGAGUGUCAAAAGAAUAAGUAGUGUCUGUUCUACCUCCUUUGAGUCUGUCCUUCUACCUUCUGCAGCUUGUCAUGAUGACCUGGGAAAGGGCAAGGAAAUAACCCAGAGCCAGAACCUCUUUUCAGCCCAACCCCAUCCCCCACCCCCUAGCUGUUGUUCCUUUUCAGCUUUAGGUCCUGAUCUCUGAUCCUAAAUGGGUAUGGACUCCCCUCUCACCGUGACCACCACCAGUCAGCCACGUUUGCUGCUUGAUCUGGAUUGAUCGUUUCCUUUGCAUAUUGAGUGUGAGUCACAGUACUUUGGUUUGUGCACAAGAAUAAACUUAAGUUCCAAACCUGU
Messenger RNA from Lutra lutra (Eurasian river otter), 5030 nucleotides. It is a transcript of the gene SYNPO2L, whose product is annotated as synaptopodin 2 like. Gene Ontology annotation, molecular function: actin binding. Bases 1123 to 3369 code for a protein of 748 amino acids. Gene Ontology annotation, cellular component: nucleus; Z disc; actin cytoskeleton. Lineage: Eukaryota; Metazoa; Chordata; Mammalia; Carnivora; Mustelidae. The transcript is spliced from 2 exons. Gene Ontology annotation, biological process: positive regulation of actin filament bundle assembly. The record is from RefSeq and is a predicted model, not a curated record.